AGAAUAAGAAACGAUCGAACACAUGGAGGAAAUUAAGGGCAACUGUGAAGGAGAGGAAAUGAAGUUCAAGCUGUUUGCUACACCGCUAGAUAAGUUAAUGAAAGCACAGAAAAAGGCAGACAGGUUUGCUGAAGAAAAAGAGGCACAAAAUGCCUGCAAAGAACUAAUCCAAUGUAUUGCUCUCACUCGAAUUAUCUAUGGAAAUGGGCACUGGCGGUUGGGGCAAGCAUUUGCCAACCUUGCUCACGGCUAUCUUGUGCUCCAAGGUCUCCCUAUUCAAGCUAUGAAACAUGCAGACUCAGCCAAAUAUAUUAUUUUCAUGGAGAAGGGAGCUCCUCCAGCUUCUACAGAGGAAAGAGGAGAAAUCCUGAGCACUCUCCUCACCAUCUACUAUACCUUGGGUGAAGCAAACCUGUUGCAGAAAAAUGGGAAAAAAUCCUACUGCAAUCUGAAGAAAGCAGAAAAGAUUGUGGAAGAAUUACAAGGACCAUAUUGGACAGAGGCAGUUAAACUUAAAGUAUCUGAGAGAGAACUUAUGAUGGCAUUGGGCAGGGCAAGUUUACAGCGAAAGAAGUUAGAAUUGGCUGCUAGGUACUUUGAGAGGACAAUUGAAACAACAAUAUCAGCUGGAGGAGAGAUGUCACCGGAACUGAUAGAUAUUUAUCAAGAAAUGGCUAAAACCAAACAGAGACAGAGAAACCACGAAGAAGCCAUCAUGUACUUAUUAAAGGCCUAUUCGGUUUCAACAGCUAUGGGCAACAAAUUCAGCACACAAGUGGCAUCAAUAACUUUGUUGCUGGCUAAGGCUUAUGCUGCGACAGGAGAAGAAAAAUAUUUUGGAGCUACUGAAAAAUAUUUCACUGAGAGCCUUGCGGCUUACCAAGAGGCACUUGGCACAGACCAUUCUCAGACAAUUCAUGUUGUGGAAGACUACAGCAAAUGGCUGGCACGAACGGGAAAAAGAAAGCUAGCUUAUAACUUACUCAAAGAGUCUUUUAGAUCUCAGAAAGAUCCCUGCAGUGAUUUUCAUGAAAAUGCAACUGAGAGAUUGUAUAUUAUGGGAUGCAUCUGUUUGGCAGAGGAGAAAAUAACAGAAGCUUAUCUGCUGCUCAGUAAGUGUGCGCAGAUUCAAGUUGCUAUUUAUGGCUCUCAUCAUAGAAAAACUAAAAAGAUACAAGAGCUACUGGACAGAUUGGUGAGGGUCUCUGCUGUACACGAAACGUCCACGCAUUCAAAGCAGAAGAGAAAGGGGACACUAGAUUUCCCAAUACUAGAUUUCUAA
Molecule: messenger RNA, 1282 nt
Organism: Anolis sagrei ordinatus
Lineage: Eukaryota; Metazoa; Chordata; Lepidosauria; Squamata; Anolidae
Gene: TTC23L
Product: tetratricopeptide repeat domain 23 like
Biological process (GO): meiotic cell cycle
Molecular function (GO): protein binding
Source: RefSeq, a predicted model, not a curated record